This is a messenger RNA of Temnothorax curvispinosus, 2624 nucleotides long. It is a transcript of the gene byn, whose product is annotated as T-related protein-like. Gene Ontology annotation, molecular function: RNA polymerase II cis-regulatory region sequence-specific DNA binding; DNA-binding transcription factor activity, RNA polymerase II-specific. Lineage: Eukaryota; Metazoa; Arthropoda; Insecta; Hymenoptera; Formicidae. The transcript has 6 exons. Gene Ontology annotation, biological process: mesoderm formation; positive regulation of DNA-templated transcription; cell fate specification. The record is from RefSeq and is a predicted model, not a curated record. The coding region runs from base 405 to 2327 and encodes 640 amino acids. Gene Ontology annotation, cellular component: nucleus.
CAAGUGUUACGAGUCUACGGCCACGCGGCGCGGAUUCUCGCGACGCGACCUAUCCUCCGCCGCCGACGGAGACGUCUGGUGCCGCGACGAACGACGCUUUUCCGUCCCCCUCCGCUGCCCACUGCGAGAUCGCAUCCGAUUUUCUCGCGGAACAUCGCGAAUUCGGGAUCCCCGAAUCGAUCAACGGCGAAAGCAAUCCAGAUUUUCAUCUCCCUCCCCCGUCGUGAGAGUCUGCCUGGAAAAUUUACUGCAUCGCAUGUGUUUUCUGGCUUUUUUCUCAUAUACAGUUUAUAUUAUUAUCUUCGAGGGUCAAAAUAUCGGUUGAAUUUCCAAUUUGAGGAAUCCAAUAUAUUGGAGAGGGUGAAAGGAUUGAGGUAUAGGUGACGUAUUGGAGAACGCUGAAGAUGCAACCGGCGGGCGCGCCGCGAACGCCGGGUUCUCCAACGCGUUCCUCGUACCAUGAGCGCGAUCGGGAGCGUGAAAGGGAACGCGAACAGGAGCGAGAUCGCGAGCGAGAGCGUGGCGGAAGGCAGAGUCGAACGAGUCCUGUGGAGGAUCGAGAGGAUCGCGAAGAGCGGGGUUCGAUCGCGAGACAGAGUCUCGGGCCUCCUGCCGCGAUUUCGGGGAGUCAAGGAUUGCCGCUGUCUUUGUCGCUGGAAGACCGGGAGCUCUGGACUAGAUUUCAGUGCAUCACGAACGAGAUGAUCGUCACGAAAAAUGGAAGGAGGAUGUUUCCCGUGGUGAAGGUCGUUGCACGUGGUUUGGAACCAGCAGCUAUGUAUACUCUGCUACUGGAAUUCGUGCAAGUCGAUCCGCACAGGUGGAAAUACGUCAACGGUGAAUGGGUGCCAGGUGGGAAGGCGGAAGUGGCUCCGCCUAAUCCGAUUUACAUACAUCCGGAAAGCCCAAAUUUCGGAGCCCAUUGGAUGAAAGAGGCAGUAUCAUUCGCUAAGGUCAAACUAACGAAUAAGUCAAACGGUAAUGGGCAGAUCAUGCUGAAUUCGUUGCACAAGUACGAGCCACGUGUUCAUUUAGUCCGAGUGGGUGCCGAAGAACAGAGAACGGUUCUCACCUAUCGUUUCCCCGAAACACAAUUCAUCGCGGUGACGGCGUAUCAAAACGAGGAAGUUACGAGUCUGAAAAUCAAAUAUAACCCAUUCGCGAAGGCGUUUCUCGAUGCCAAGGAGAGGCCCGCCGAUUCACAGACUUAUCCGCAAUAUGCAGGCGCGUUGUUUCUACCACAACCUACAAUGGGAUACGAAUACAACGCAGCGUCGGCGAUAGCCGUCGCGCAAAACCAAGUAUCGGCUUGUGUUAGCAAUCACUUCUCUAAUUCGUGCACCGUCACCACAUCUGGGCACAGAAGCACCUGCAGAGCAGCGCCUUAUACUUUGAGACACAAGUACGUCCAAGAUGAACAGCACGCGGACGCGUACGCGCCGAUGCCGCUCUUGCAUUCCACGGCUUACGUAGCGGCUCCGGCCUGGUCGCCGCGGAGUCCGGAAUCGCUGCAGAAUCUCAAUUCCGCGUGCUUGCCGCCCGCCGCGUCGCAGGAGUGGCCGACGUCGCCGUCGCCGUCGCCAACGUCGCACACGGUCCUCGGCAGAGCCGUGGUCGGUACUGUCUCCACCACGGCCACCGUGACCGGCUGCACUCUGUACGUGCCGUCGAAUUUAUCGUCUCAGGAGCAACACGGCGGACACUGUACUGACUCGUCUUGGAUACAUUCCAGCACGCUGGAACAGCAACAGCAGCAACAACAACAGCAGCAACAGCAACAGCAAUCCUACUUGAACUUGAAUCUUCAUCUGCAUCACCAGAUGUCCCCGUACGGUUCCGUUUCGCACGCAGGCUUACACCACGCGGGCUUGCAUCCACAAAGUGGAGAACCCGUUCCUCCAGCGGACGCGAACGAAUACGUUCACGAGUAUCAUCACGCCUCGCCGGUGCAAUCGACCACCCCCGAUCAGCAUCGUCAUCAUCAUCAGCAGCAGCAGCAUCAUUCCCAAGCGCAGAUGUUGCAUCUGCAGGCAUUGCCGCAGACAGAAACGUCUUCGCCGGUCAGCGUAGAGUAUGACAGUCCGCCUAAGGAGCAUCCCCACAUCCAGAUGGGUUAUCCUGAGCAAACCGCAGACGCUUUGAACGAGGUGCAGCAGCAGGAUGACGAAAGACGAUACCUGACCACGGUUGUCGAUCGCCACCCUCAUCAUCAUCAUCCACAUCAUCAUCAUGAUCAUCAUCGACAGGACACGGAGAUCGCCGGCGAGCAGCCGAACGCUUGGACGCCGUUGACACCACCACCGGCGCCCCAGACCACCGCCAUUUGACUCGAAUUUAUACACUGGAAAUUAUGCACAAGCAUUAACGCGUACGCGAAAAUGCACGUCCGAGCUCAGUAUCGUGUGCAACAUCGUCAACGUGGGGAAUAUCGUCACAGCAAUCGAUGAUGAUUUGAUGAUGCGACAUCAGAUCGAUGCUAAAUAUAUUAAACGCGGCGAUUAAUUGAGAAAAUUCUUAUCGCGCACAAUAGAUGUUAAAUUGUAUCGAUCCGUCCUAAAUAAUGUAGUAUUUCGAGUAUUCUUAAUCGAUCGCGAAUAUUAAUAGCUAUGUCAAGUAUGUCAUGA